Stegastes partitus (bicolor damselfish) is the source of this 3330-nucleotide messenger RNA. RefSeq lists its product as uncharacterized. The transcript has 4 exons. The record is from RefSeq and is a predicted model, not a curated record. Gene Ontology annotation, biological process: DNA integration; proteolysis. Bases 1 to 3330 code for a protein of 1109 amino acids. NCBI's taxonomy places the organism in Eukaryota, Metazoa, Chordata, Actinopteri, Pomacentridae. Gene Ontology annotation, molecular function: nucleic acid binding; zinc ion binding; aspartic-type endopeptidase activity.
AUGGCCAACCAUCUCAACUACAGCUACCCCACCACUGUGACAGAAAGGGGGAACCUCUGGAAGAACCAGGCUGAGCCAGCAAGCUCACAGAUAGGUGGCUCCUCCCAGAAGUCAGAGUGUAGCCCUGUGANUGAGGAGAGGUUGGGACACUUUUUCCUUGCUAAUGGGAUUACGGAAGAGGCAAAGAAGCGCUCUAUUCUCCUGAGUGUGUGCGGGGCAAGGACGUAUAGGCUCAUAAGGAACUUGGCCACGCCACGGAAACCGGGGGAGAUCCCGUAUGCUGAACUUGUCCAACUCGUGAGUAACCACCACAACCCCAAGCCCUCAGUGAUAGUCCAGCGGUUUAAAUUUCACAGUCAUUUUAGGAAGCCUGGACAGUCUAUAGCUAACUUUGUAGCUGAGCUUCGACAGUUGUCAGAGCAUUGUGACUUUGGGACAGUAUUAGAUGAUAUGCUCCGUGACAGGCUGGUUUGCGGAAUAAAUAAUGAGGCCAUACAGCGCCGCCUGCUCGGAGAAGCCCCACCUUUGUCUUUCCAAAAAGCACUAGAAAUUUCCCAAGAUAUGGAGAUGGCUGCGAACAAUGCCAAAGACAUUCAGAAAGGACAUGGAGGGUCACAGAUGGUACAAGUGCACCAGAUCCGGAGAGAAUCUGAUAAAGAGGCUGUUAAAGGCACAAAACUAGUGGAAUGUUUUCGGUGUGGAGGACCACACUUUGCAAAUGACUGUAAAUUUAAAGAUGCUGUUUGCCAUGCAUGUAAUAAAAAGGGACAUUUAGCUAAAAAGUGCAGGAGCUCAAAGGGGAAAGGCAAACUAACACGAGCAAAAGCCCAACAGGCUGACACAUAUCACCUCAAGGAGGAGGACAUGGAUGCUGUGUGUGCCUAUAAUAUGUUUGGAGUUGAAGCAGAGGGCGACGAGACUGUUGAUACACCGCCAGAGCCCUAUUAUGCCACAGUCAAAGUCAGUGGGCAGGACAUUAAGUUUGAGAUUGAUUCUGGGGCUACAGCAUCAGUUAUCAGUGAGGAAACGUACAAGCGGACGUGGCAGUCUGACCUACCUCCCAUUCACCCAUCAAAGCUCAGGCUCAGGACUUAUACAGGGCAGCCCAUUCCACAUAUAGGAGUGCUCUUCGUGGACAUUGCAGCUGAAGGUCAGAGAGCAAGAGCAAGGCUGGUGGUUGCAAAAGGGGGUGGACCUAGUCUUUUGGGCCGGGAUUGGCUCCGCAAAAUCAGGCUGAACUGGCAUGACAUAAAGUAUGCUACCGCACCUAUGUCAACUGAAACCAUUCUGCAGAAGUACAGUGAUGUUUUCAGAGAUGAGUUGGGUAUGCUGAAAGGGGUUACAGUGAAGCUGCAUGUUGACCCUGAGGCUACACCACGGUUUUUUAAGCCCAGACCUGUGCCGUAUGCCAUGAAAGGCAAGUACGUGUUGCGUGCAUUCUUUCUAGGGAUGGUCAACUAUUACGGCAAGUUUUUGCCUGACCUCUCAAAGGUUUUGGCCCCACUGUACAAACUGCUUCGCAACGACACAAAGUGGAAGUGGGAUCAGGAGCAAGAAACAGCUUUUAAGGAAGUUAAAGAGCUCCUCCACUCUGAAAGACUUCUGGUUCAUUUCGACCCUGAGAAAGACAUUUCGCUGUCAUGUGACGCCUCCCCCUACGGAGUCGGGGCGGUGUUGUCACAUGUGAUGGAGGACAGUUCUGAGAAGCCCAUUGCUUUUGCUUCAAGGACCCUAACUACAGCAGAGAAGGGUUACUCACAGUUAGACAAGGAAGGUCUAGCGGUGGUAUUUGCAGUAAAGCGUUUUCACCAAUACCUCUAUGGCAGGCCAUUUACGAUUGUUACAGAUCAUAAACCACUGCUAAGCUUGUUCAGUGAGGUUAAGUGCAUCCCACCACUAGCUUCAGCCAGGCUACAGCGCUGGGCUCUCACGCUAUCAGCUUAUCAGUACACCAUUCUGUACAGGGCAGGUAAGGACAAUGCAAAUGCUGAUGCUUUGAGUCGAUUGCCUUUGCCGGAGGCCCCGUCUUCUACAUAUGUGCCGCCGGAGACUGUGUUUUCCUUAGAGAGACUUGCAGACAUGCCCAUAAAAGCAGCUCAAAUCAGACACUGGACUGACAGGGACCCAGUCCUCUCCAGAGUCAAGACACUCCUUUUGCAAGGCUGGCCAAAUGCUGUGGAAGGGGAGGAGCUGCGGCCGUAUGCUAAACGUAAAACAGAACUGAGUUUGCAAGAUGGUUGCAUCUUGUGGGGGUCAAGAGUUGUCGUACCUCCUCCUGGGCGUAAGCGGAUUGUUGAGGAAAUACAUGAGACACACCCAGGAAUGUCUAGGAUGAAAAGUCUAGCAAGGUCCUAUGUCUGGUGGCCAAAAAUGGAUGAGGAUCUAGAGAAGAAAGUAAAGUCAUGUACACAGUGUCAGACUCAUCAGAACAUGCCACCACCAGCCCCUUUGCACCCAUGGGAGUGGCCUGACCGCCCCUGGUCCAGAUUGCAUUUGGACUUUGCUGGUCCCUUUCUGGGACAAAUGUUGAUGAUAAUGGUGGAUGCCCAUUCUAAAUGGAUAGAUGCUCAUAUCAUGAAUAACAUCACAGCCACCUCCACCAUAGACAAACUCAGACAGGUGUUUGCAGUUCAUGGGUUACCUGACAGCCUAGUCACAGAUAAUGGACCAACGUUCACAAGUGAGCUGUUCACUGAAAUCAUGCAACAGAAUGGAAUUCAUCACAUUAGGACGGCUCCUUUUCACCCUGCCUCGAAUGGUUUGGCAGAGCGGGCUGUGCAGACUGUAAAAGAAGGCUUGAAGCGGAUGACAGGAGAUUCUCUGAGCAUGAGGCUUUCACGUUUCUUGUUCAAGUACCGCCUCACGCCACAGACAACAACUGCAUGCACCCCAGCUGAAAUGCUGAUGGGGCGCAGGCCUAAAUCUAGGUUGGACCUGCUGCACCCCGACAUAAAGGCACGAGUGAAGGAGAAGCAGGAAAGCCAGAAAAACAGACAUGAUCAUUGUGCACGGCAGAGACUGUUGAAACCUGGUGACCGUGUCUAUGUGAGGAACUUCAGCAGUAAUUACACAGUGUCAUGGCUGCCUGGGGUUGUUCUGAGACAAACUGGUCCAGUCUCAUAUGUUGUUAAAUUGGCAGAUGGACGUGUGUUUCGCAGGCAUCAGGAUCAUGUGUGCCUACGCUAUGACGCAGACCCUGAAGAGGAAAACUCCACAGAUUGUUCAUUAGUGGGACAGUCCACUGUGGGAGAGCAUUCUCCAGUGACAGUGCAAGAAAGAGAACCACAGGGAGAGUUACUGGUUCCCUCUGAUGAAGUGGGANAUAGAUAA